AUGAAUGACGAUCAAAAUUCAUUUCUUUCAUCUUCACAACCAGUUGAAAUUAUUGAAGGUAAUAUAACAUCAACUUCAAAUCAAAAUAAUCAAAAUGAAUUUUCAACACUUGAUGAACCGAUUUUCGAAACUAUAAAACGUGAUCUUUAUGCUGUUCUUCGAAAAUUUGGUCACGCACUUAUUCCACGUAAAUCAUUAACACUUUUACAACAGUGGGAUUUAUGGGGACCACUUAUUUUAGUUACAACAUUAGCUAUUCUUCUUCAAAGUAAUUCAACAAAAACAAGUAGUGGUAUACAGUUUGCUGAAGUAUUUACAUUAAUGUUAAUUGGAUCAAUUAUUGUUACGAUUAAUUCACAAUUACUUGGUGGUAAAAUAUCUUUUUUUCAAUCAGUUUGUGUACUUGGUUAUUGUUUAUUACCAUUAUUAAUAUCUGCAUUUAUAAGUUAUUUUCUUUUCUAUCUUCCAUUUAAAGCAAUAUUACAUAUAAUAAGAUUUUUAAUAGUAAUGAGUGCAUUUAUAUGGACAAUGUAUGCAAGUAUUCGUUUUCUUGGUCAAACUCAACAAUUAAAUCGUCGUAUGCUUGUACUUUAUCCAAUAUUUUUAUUUUAUUUUCUUGUUUCUUGGCUAAUUAUACUUCGUACACAUUCGAAAUAA
This is a messenger RNA of Rotaria sp. Silwood1, 657 nucleotides long. The record is from the annotation of a GenBank genome assembly. Lineage: Eukaryota; Metazoa; Rotifera; Eurotatoria; Philodinida; Philodinidae.